GGGAAGAUUAGCUUGUUGGUGCCCUGUUUGGCCGCUCUUCCACACUGGAAUGUUCUAAGGGGUGAUCUCGCCGUACGAGUCGCACAUCGCUAUGGGCAAUGCGCCGAUGGGGCUGCAGGGCCGUGCGCCGCAGGGGCGGCAAGGCCACGUAGGAGGUUCCGGCGCGCAGAAUAGCAUCGCUGCCAUCGCAAAUCCAACGGUACGCAAAUGGGGAGAGGCACGGGAAGGGGAUGGAAAGGAGGCCAGGCAGGUGAGAUUCUGGCUGAUGCAUCCAUCCAUCCGUGUGUUGUUUGGCUGCUGUUUCCCAUUGCAGGAUGGACCGCACACGCAGACGUACCAUGGCCAGAACCGCAAGAAGUCACAGCAGAAGUAAGCAGAGCAGCGUUGUUGCAUGCGGCUCAGCAGUUGGUGUGUGGUGUGAUGUGGUGUGUGAUGUGGUGUGUUGUGGUGCAGGGUCCACGUUGCGCUGCCCGUGCCGUUCAGCCAGGAGUUGUUCGGUCUUCCGAGACUCGAGUAUGGCCCCUGCUACCCAGGCCCCUCCAUCCCGCCGCAAAUCUACCAGCAAUACCACGGACCCCCUUCCCACAUGGUCAUGGCGCCGCACAUGAUCAUGGCGCCACACCGCCCUCACCGUCACGGCCCCCCUCCGCUGCCCCCACACACCCACAUAGACGAAGGCCCUCACAUGGCGAACCUCGUGCCACCCCACCUCAUGCCACCGCACAUGCUACCGCAGAACCCUCGCCCUCCCCCGCACGGCCCCCCUCCCCCUCCGCCACACUCCCACAUCGACGACGAGCCGCCAAGGCCAGCAGAAGAGGAGCAGCCACUUCUCUUUUCGGAGGUGUCUGGUGAGGAUGGCGAGGUGGACUCGUUUCGGGGGGAGGGCGACUACCCGCACGAUCCGACGGCCUACCCGGUGAUGCCGUCCCGCUGGCCGUACGAUGAGAUCACCAGAUUCUACUUCGUCAAGGUAGGCAGGAAAAAACAAAGGGAGGGAGAACAGAAGAGGGUGUGACUGCACUCUGUGUGGUGUGGUGUGGUGUUGUGUGGUGUGUGUUGUGUGGUGUGUGUUGUGUGGUGUGUGAUUGCAGUAUCCGUACGUUGAGUUGGGCAGGGGCACGUAUGGCUGUGCAGUCAAGGCUUGGAGCAAGCAGACGGGCGAGCCCGUGGCCAUCAAGGUCGCAUUCCGAGAGCAUCACCACAUACGCAGCCAAGUGAGCGAGCGGGGAGGGGGAGACCACACACACACACAUCCACCGACAUAUGACACAUCUGUGUGUGUGUGUGUGUGUGUGUCGAUGACGUCUGUGUGUGCACGUGUGUGGUGUGUGCAGAUCGACAACGAGAUCAGCAUCAUGACUGUGCUGCAGCCUUACCCGGACUACUUCGUGCAGAUGAUCUCCGCCCACCACACGAGAGAUUUCACCUACAUCAUCAUGGAAUACUGCGAAUAUGACCUACCGAGAUGGACCUGGGAGUGAGCAGACCGACACACACAGACACUGACAGAGACACGCACUUUUCCUGUGUGGCGUGACACAUGUGUAUCCGUGUUGUGGUCAGGGUUGCAUCGGGGAUGACGCCCAUACCUGUCGUGGCCCUCUGGACGCGGCAUACCGUCAAGGCCCUGGACAUCCUCGCCACCCUGUAAUACACAGCAGGCCUUCCCCCCAUCUGUAUGUGUGUGUACGCGCGUGUGCUGUGUUGUGUUGUGUGUGCCUUUUCAGGGGCAUACAGCACAGGGACCUGAAGGUGAGACCCAGCCCCCCACCAUCCCCACGCCCACACACAGACAAAACACAUCCUCCUCUCCAUCUGUGUUUGGGUGCGUGUGUGUGUGUGUGUAUGUGUGUGUGUGCAGCCGGCCAACUACCUCCUCAAGCCGAUGACGCUCAACCUGCCCCCGCAUGGCACGCGCACGUUUUGGAUGCCGAAGAUCUGCGACUUCGGCACCGCCACACGCAGCUGAAGACUGGGUGGGCAGCAAAUGCCAUGCAUGCCGCCCAACACACGCACACACUCGCUUUGGUCACCUCUUCUUGUCCGUGUGUGUGCGUGUGUCCUUUGUGCAGUCGCGUGGGUAGCAUCGACUGUUCGGACCCGCAGCUUGACGCAGGCCUACCGCAUCGCCCCUCAUCGGACAUGUUCUCAGCGGGUACUCAUCCAACGACGACGACGACCACCGCCGCCGUCACACACUCGUGUGUGUGCGUGUUGCGUGGUGUGUGUCAGGCCUCACGAGUUCGUUCAUGCUCAUCAACCUUCUCGUCCUGGGCGGGGCGCCCUACAAGCGGGCGGACGAGAGGGGCGUGCCGGACGACAGCUAUGACGACGAGCACAUUGAGGUACUUCACCCCUCCCACCGACACACAGAGAGACACACGUGGAUGGACGGAUGGAUGGAUGGAUGUGUGUUGCAGAAAGUCCGUGAGGAGGUGUGCAAUCCCGACUGGCCCAAGGGCAAGCUGUGGCAGAAGCUCGAGGUGGCCCACAAAUUCGGCCACAAGGCCCCCUACACCGAACUCCAUAAGCUGCUCGACUUCCAAUCAACCAUGCUGGCCCUCGACCCGGACAAGAGACUCACCGCCCAGGAGGUGGGUGCAAGAAACAAACCACCACACGCAUUUCAAUGACCACAUCACAUCACAUCACAUCACAUCUGUGUGUGUAUCCUUUGUGUGUUGUUCAAUUCAUCCUUCAGAUUAGUGACCCCAUCACCUUUCACCCGUUGGUCGUGUGGGCUAGGGAGGUGGCCGAUCGGCUGCUGUUCGGCACGAGCCCGAGGGACCUCAGCUACUUCCGUCUAAUCGAGGCCGCCUACAACUCCCAGACCAAGGAGUACCAAUCGGUGACCUCGACGCGACGAGAGAAGUUGCCGCCCCCGGCCGCCCUCCCCCAGACACCCGCACCAGCCCCACCGGUCAAGAGCCCCCCGCCGAGCCCCACCAGACUCAUCAAAAAGCCGAAUGCGGGCUCGUCUGUGAAGUAAGCUGCAACGGGUGGGUCGGGGGGUCGAAUGGAUGGAUGGAUGGAUGGAUGGUACUGCAGGCCUCGUUUCGAUUCCCCCGGUGGCUCAGAGGGCUUCAUGGACCGCAACAAGGGCACACAGGUGAGUGUCUGUAUGGGGGCGAAGACGAGGCUGGGCAUUGAAGCGAUGCUUGGUGGCCAUGUGCAGGUGUCUGUGGAGGCGUACCGUCCGUUUGACGACCUCGACGCGACGCUGCACCACUGCAGCACCGCCCUCGGUGAGCAGGCAAAGGAGGGUGGAAAUAAGACACACAUCCUGGGCGCGCUCCACGGGUCUCUGUGUGUGUGUGGGCCAAGCAGGUGUGGCGGGGCGGUUCCGCCGGGUGGCAUGCCCCAACAGGGGUGUGCACACGGCUGAGUUAGGGUGUUUGUAUGAGUUCGACGAUACCGCCUUUGUUAGGAUUCGCAUGAGUGAGAGUGGUUUGGAAGGUAGGUGAGCGGGCGACCGAGACAGAUACCCCAAAACACACACACACACACACACACACAUCGCACAUCGCACAUCGCACAUCGCACAUCGCACAUCGCACAUCGCACAUCGCACAUCGCACAUCGCACAUCAUGGCCGUAUAUCCCUCCCUCCCUCCUUGUCUGUCUGUCUGUCUGUCUGUCUGUGUGUCAGUCCUCUCCAUUAGUGAGCCCAUUAGCCACUGGGGGGGCCUGCGUGAGUUCCUGGCCUCGGUCGGCAUCGAGACGCCGCCCCCCAUGGUUCCACUCAACACACAGAAAGGCCAGACCACCACACAGCCAGGUGCCACCAGCAGCAGCAACACGGGGGGGCCAUGGGUGUGGAAGGACUUGGUUCCGCCCCCAUGAGCGAAGGCAGGCAUACUCACGGAUGGAUGGAUGGAUCGAUAACUAGGCUACCGUAGGACACAUACGCACCUGGCUGGCUUUCAGUACUACUACUGCAUUAUGGGAUGGGUUGGGGGGUUGGUGGUGCAACAGGCAGGCAGGCAGGCUGUGUUUGGGAUGGAUGGAUGGAUGGAGGCCUGCUGCCCGAGGGUGCCCGACAGUGGAGGAUAGCAGCGCGUGUGUGCGUGUGUGUGAGAGUGUGAGAGUGUGUGUGUGUGCAUUGUGGUCGCAUGGAUAUGUCUGCAGUGCUGGGAGGGG
Vitrella brassicaformis is the source of this 4143-nucleotide messenger RNA. The record is from the annotation of a GenBank genome assembly. Lineage: Eukaryota; Vitrellaceae.